This is a messenger RNA of Notolabrus celidotus (New Zealand spotty), 5760 nucleotides long. RefSeq names its product aryl-hydrocarbon receptor nuclear translocator 2 (gene arnt2). Gene Ontology annotation, biological process: regulation of transcription by RNA polymerase II. Lineage: Eukaryota; Metazoa; Chordata; Actinopteri; Labriformes; Labridae. The transcript is spliced from 19 exons. Gene Ontology annotation, molecular function: protein dimerization activity; DNA-binding transcription factor activity, RNA polymerase II-specific; RNA polymerase II cis-regulatory region sequence-specific DNA binding. The coding region runs from base 410 to 2560 and encodes 716 amino acids. The record is from RefSeq and is a predicted model, not a curated record. Gene Ontology annotation, cellular component: cytoplasm; transcription regulator complex; nucleus.
AAGCACUGGACCCACACGUUAACAGCAGGUUAACAGUCAUGUGUUUCCAUCACUGCAGCAGUCACAGUCUAUGGUCACACCAUGUAACAUUAAUCUAUUCAGACCCCAGAUCUCGCGGUGCUUCCAUUCAGACAUCUUGCAUGUCAUUAAGUCUGGUCUUGACGGUUUUUUUUUAUACAUACAUCACACAUACACAUCACCGUGCUCUAUCCCCGGUAGAAUAACACUCGUGAAGUCGUUGGUAUUAGAUCCUUUAUUCCGCGGUGCCGGAUGUGAGACGGUGUGACCGUGCCUCGCGUGCCAAUCCCGCGGAGUCAGACCGUCUGUAACGGGGCUCUGAAGCUCUCAGCUCUCAGCCUGUUCUACUUAAUCUCCAUCGCUGCUGUUUUUAUUUCACAUCCGAGGAAACAUGGCAACUCCCGCCGCGGUCAACCCGUCCGAGAUGGGGAGUGAGUUGCCGGGCACAGUCUCAAUGCAGGGAGCAGUCGGGGCCAGCCAAGUGAGGAUGGGUGGAGCCAUGUCAGGCCGCGGGGGCAAGAGGAGAUCAGGAGGGAUGGACUUUGAUGAUGAAGACGGAGAAGGACCGAGCAAAUUUUCAAGGGAGAACCACAGUGAGAUUGAGCGACGCCGGCGCAACAAAAUGACCCAGUAUAUCACUGAGCUGUCAGACAUGGUCCCUACCUGCAGCGCCCUGGCACGGAAACCUGACAAGCUGACCAUUCUGCGUAUGGCUGUCUCCCAUAUGAAAUCCAUGAGGGGCACAGGAAACACCUCCACUGAUGGGGCCUACAAGCCCUCCUUCCUCACUGAACAGGAGCUGAAGCAUCUGAUCCUGGAGGCAGCAGACGGCUUCUUGUUUGUGGUUGCUGCAGAAACAGGCCGGGUGAUCUAUGUGUCAGACUCAGUGACACCUGUGCUCAACCAUUCUCAUGGCGAGUGGUUUGGCAGCACUCUGUAUGAGCAAGUUCACCCUGAUGAUGUGGACAAACUGAGGGAACAGCUCAGCACUUCAGAAAACUCCAUGACAGGACGAAUUCUGGACCUGAAGACAGGAACAGUGAAGAAGGAGGGACAGCAGUCGUCCAUGAGGAUGUGCAUGGGCUCCAGACGGUCCUUUAUCUGCCGCAUGAGGUGUGGCAGUGCUCCCCUGGAUCACAUCUCUCUGAACCGUCUGUCUAACAUGAGGAAAAGAUACAGGAAUGGACUUGGACCAUCAAAAGAAGGAGAGGCUCAGUACUCAGUGGUGCACUGCACAGGUUAUAUCAAAGCCUGGCCCCCUGCAGGCAUGACCAUACCAGAGGAAGACACAGAGGCAGGACAGACUGGAAAAUACUGCCUAGUGGCCAUUGGAAGACUUCAGGUGACCAGCUCUCCAGUUUCUAUGGACAUGAACGGCCUGUCGGUGCCAACAGAGUUCCUGUCACGUCACAACUCGGAUGGUGUCAUCACUUUUGUAGACCCACGCUGUAUCAAUGUGAUUGGUUAUCAGCCACAGGACCUGCUGGGGAAAGAUAUUCUUGAGUUCUGCCACCCUGAGGACCAGAGUCAUCUGAGAGAAAGUUUCCAACAGGUAGUGAAGUUGAAGGGUCAGGUCCUUUCUGUUAUGUAUCGCUUCCGGAUGAAGAACAGGGAAUGGAUGCUGAUCCGGACCAGCAGCUUCACCUUCCAGAACCCAUACUCUGAUGAGAUUGAGUACAUCAUAUGCACCAAUACCAACGUCAAGCAGCUUCAGCAGCAGCAGCAGGCAGAGCUGGAGGUUCACCAAAGAGAUGGACUGACCGCCUAUGAUCUCUCUCAGGUUCCUGUGGCCAGCGUUAACAGCGGAGUGCAUGAAGCAGGGAAGAACAUCGACAAGACAGAAGCCCUGUUCUCGCAGGAGAGAGAUCCACGCUUUACUGAGAUGUACACCAGCAUCUCUGGCUCUGGAGAUAAGAAGAUGAUGGUGCCCUCAUCUACAGCUGGAGGGCAGCAGCUCUACUCUCAGAGCUCUCCCUUCCAGCAGGGACACUCUGGAAAAAGCUUCAGUUCCUCUGUGAUCCAUGUCCCGGGUGUGAACGAUAUUCAGCAGUCGGGCUCAUCCAGUCAGAACCUGGCACAGAUCACCAGACAGCUCAACCCAGGUCAGGUGGCAUGGUCCGGCAACCGACCCCCCUUCUCUGGACAGUCGAGUAAAGCCCAGUCCAGUCCAUUUGGGAUCGGUUCUGGUCACAGCUACCAGACUGAUCCAGCCUCCUACAGUCCACUGUCGUCCCCGACCACUUCUUCUCCAAGCGGAAACGCCUACUCAGGACUGACGAACCGCAGCACAGCUUUUGAUGUGUCUGGUGAGAGCGGUCAGAGUGGAGCCCAGUUCCAGGGUCGUCCUAGUGAGGUCUGGUCCCAGUGGCAGAAUCAGCAUCACUCUCAGCAGGCUGGAGAACAGCACACACACCCCAACCCCAGUCAGACAGAAGUCUUCCAGGACAUGUUACCCAUGGCCGGUGAUCCCACCCAGGGAACAGCCAACUACAACAUUGAAGACUUUGCUGACCUCGGCAUGUUCCCGCCCUUCUCUGAGUAACCUCCCCCCGUCCCCCACUUUCAUUGAUCUCCCGCUCAGAACAGGACUGACGUUCAUCUCUCAUGUUGUCUCAUCUUUGUAAAUUGCUAGACAACCCAGACACAUCUGAUGUGCAGCAUGGUCAAUGUCUGGGUGCACCUGUCAUUUGCACACAUACAGAAACACGGUCCAUAAACGCUUUGGCUGCAAUGCCUUUGGUAUGUAUCUGUAAACAUACACACAUCAACACUGCAAGGAGGAACCCUGCUGUCAGAAUGAAGGAACAUCAGUGUGUGAGCUCUUUAGACUCACGCUCUUUGAACAGAGAGUGUGAGGUUAGACGUUCAUGACCAGAGGUGGUCAGUCAGUUGAUUAUAGAUAUGUCUACAUUCAUGUUUGAAGAUGACCAAAACUUAUGAUUGUACCAAGGGCUGGAUACACUACACCCCAUAAUGUACAGAACUGCAUGAUUGUCCGCUGUUGUCUUUGUCCUUGUCUGUUAGAUUAUGUUAGGGUCUGUUUUGAGGACGGAGUAAUCACAUCUGAGCAGAAAUAUUAAGCUACAAGUAAUUACGCUCUCAUCAGUUUCUGAACCAAUCAGCACUCAUCGUCUAUCAUUUUCUGAUGAUACAAUACGUCUCUGUGGUCGCAGGCCAGCUUUGAGGUAAUGCCAGUCUGACACGUCCGCCAUGUACACAGUCACUUCUCGGUCAGGGACGUCCACCGGAGUAGUACAGUUCACCUGUUCUCAGGUAGGUCUCAGUUCAGGUCUCAGGUCUCAGUAAGGAGCAACCAGAAGUAGGUUCAGUAACAGUUCAUCUGUGGAUCUAAAAAGGCUGUAUGCAGUGGAUUAGGUACGCAGUGGUCCCCUCUAGUGCUUCAGUGUUAUGCUGAAGUCUUAUACAAAUUAUACUCACACAUACAUUACAACCACUGCAUAUACACUCUUUUCACACACAUCACCAAGGCUACUUAUGUUAACAAUAAGACCACUCCAACAACGAUAACACAACCCUACUGCACCUGUAGAUACUCUAAUCAACCAUCAUAUUCACUCCACCUGUCUCAUAUCAUGUAGGCCCCUCCUCUCAACGUGUAAGGGUAAAACACUGAAUGCUGUAUAUAAUCAUCAGCAGAUUACCACAGGUGAGAGUAGGGAUGUCUUCCUCCUGCUUUUGCUCUCCAUGCUGACUGUUUUUUCCUGUGGACACAGAAGGCUGCUGAUUUGUGAUUGGUCGAUUCAUCUUGGGAGACAAAGUGAAAAGCAGAAAACUUGUCACGUUGACUCGACAUUUCGAUGUAGAGUCUGUAGAUGUUAUGCUAACAAUCAUUGCUUCAGGGCAAUGUACAUUACCUCUGACAUUUGCAGUCCCUCAGCAGGGUUCAUGCACAGAGGCAUCUUCAGUUAAAGGUCAGGUCGUCUAUGACAGCUUCCUGUCUUUUCCUCUUCAACAUGUUUUAUGCAGACUGUAAGCAUACCUCAUUUUUCAGACAAACUGGAAAUUAAACUGGAAUAAUUUAUAGAUACUAUAACUAUUUUGUUCUUAGUGGAGGUGUUGAUAUUUAGGUGACAGUGUUGCACUGCACAGUCAUCUAAACAAUAUUAAAUGUGAAAAGACAUGAAGGUAAUUCCAGCUUCUCUUUGAAGACAUGAAGGAUUCUCAUCAGGUGGCAGAAAUGGCUUUGUCCCUGAAAGUGACAAAGAAAUAAAACGAACAUUAACAUCAUGUAUUCUUCAUCAUUGUAAUAGAAGAUUAUGAAAGUUAGUUUUUUAAUUUUAAUAUUGGUUAUUGUUGCAUAUAGUUAUCAGAAAGAAGGUUAUUGCUGGCCUUCAUGGGCAGCCCAGAAAAUAUCCCAAAGCUGCAGAAUUAUUGCCCAAGAAGACACAUGCACAUGUGUGAUGAUCCAGGUCAGUUACACUAGGUUUUGGGGGUUUAAGGUUCAAGUUCUCCUUCCUGGUUCAGGAAGAGAGGAACAGAAUGACUCUCAGUCUGUGUUGUAGCUGUGCAGGUUCAGAGACUUUAGACACGAGCUGGUCAGUCAGCUGGAAGUGUGACAGAAGUCUCUUGUUAGCGUGCAGGUUUUUGUGAAACGGGUCUUUCUUAGUGCUCCCCUCCACUCUCCAACACUGGCAGAAGGUUAAGAGUGAAAGCUUCUGAUGCUGAAAAGUAACUGUCCACAAUGAAAAUAAAAUCUUGUGGCUAUUCUUUAUUUUUUAUGACAAAUUCUACAUUCUACUGUGUUGGCUUCAUAGAUGUGUACAUAUAAGUUUAUAAAGACCACGAGUAAACAUGGGUCCAAAGUGGAUAACCUAGAUGUGAGUCAGCUCACUGUAUGUAUGUGUAGCUUUGAAAUCUUCAUUCAUGCUCAGGCCCUUGGUGUCAGUUCAUACAAGAUCUAAUUUACUCACACUACAGUAAGACCACUAUAUCGAGCAGUACGAGAGCAUCAGCCCACAAACUAUUGAUGUCCCGGCACUACAUGUUCCCACACACACACAUGACGAUCUGUCUCAGUGUUGUACGUCCUUUCUCGCUGACCCUGACAAACAGCAGCAGGAGAAAAGAAGACGCUGCUGUCCUCACUCUCUCCAUCACUCCUGUCAUGUAACCUGUACUGUAUGUAUUGACGUCCAGAGCAAAGUGAGUUCUGAAGUGAGCAACAUUUGAUGCCAGUAGUGAAGGAUUUUCUGUGUAAAUGAAGAAAAAGCUCAAAGUGCACUUCAUUAAACUAACCGUUCAUUUCACCAGCCUGCUUUAAAAGGGAAAAACCGCCAUGCCAUCCAAGCAAAGCGCAGUAUUUACUAGUGUAUUUGGUGUUUCUCAGCUCUGGCUGUUUGAGUUAUUACCUACUUAUCUCUCAUUUCUAAAGAGACUGAACAGUACUUUUUAGUGGGGGAGCUUUUACAUGAUAGAUUGUAUUAUGUCUCUGAAGGAUAGAUGGGAGAACCUUGAACAGACAUUAGAGUCCUUUUGCUAAAGAUGUUAAAUCAAUGUUUUUGUAAAUAAUGUGAUUUUUAUGUCACCUUGUAUUACUUUCCCACAGUCCAUGUUUUGUGUAGGUUUCAAUGAUAUUGUGUGCAAUGUGAGAACAUAUUAAACUAUUAGCAUUUAGUUAGCCUGUUAAUUGUACAUUGAGUUUUAGACCUGUAUAAAUUGUGAAAAUGUGACCCAUUAUUUUUGUGAAAUAAGUUGUGCUUGUGACAAUAAAUUCCAAUUGAA